AUGUUAAUCUCUACUAGGAGACACCUACAAAGUUUGAUGAGAAGCAGUCAAGGUCUGCCUCUACGAAUCUCAUCAGCUCGAAAUCUCUACAGAUCCCAGAUUGACACCUUUCGUCUUUCAUCAACGCAGUCCAGCAACCCCUCUGAUAUCUCACUGAAUGCCAACUCAAAAAGGAAAGAUCAACAAGAGCGCUUUCUGAGUGAGAACGUCCUUGAUACCUUCUCGCUGGAAAAUCGCGUGAUCGCCAUCACUGGCGGUGCGCAAGGUAUCGGUCUCGCUUUAGCAGUUGCCGCCACUCAAGCCGGAGCCAAGGUUGCGAUUCUGGAUGCAGCAGAAAGACCGCAUGGAGAUUACAUGAAGCUUAAAGAUAUUUCCCCGGAGUCGAGGUAUUAUAAGUGA
Molecule: messenger RNA, 399 nt
Organism: Penicillium lagena
Lineage: Eukaryota; Fungi; Ascomycota; Eurotiomycetes; Eurotiales; Aspergillaceae
Exons: 1
Coding region: 1-399 (132 amino acids)
Source: RefSeq, a predicted model, not a curated record